Messenger RNA from Enhydra lutris kenyoni (northern sea otter), 764 nucleotides. Its product is annotated as tetratricopeptide repeat protein 19, mitochondrial-like. Gene Ontology annotation, biological process: mitochondrial respiratory chain complex III assembly. The record is from RefSeq and is a predicted model, not a curated record. The transcript has 7 exons. Gene Ontology annotation, cellular component: mitochondrial inner membrane. Lineage: Eukaryota; Metazoa; Chordata; Mammalia; Carnivora; Mustelidae. Bases 1 to 693 code for a protein of 230 amino acids.
AUGUACCGGCUCCUGAGCCCGAGCCUGGGCCUAGGCCUCCUGCGGGCCGCGGGGCGGCGGUGCCGGACCUGCUCGGCGCGCCUGCUCCCGGGGCCCGCUGGGGGCCGGGCGCCUGAGGUGGCGGUGCCGGCAUUCCGAGUCGCGCCGCGCGGCGGAGGCCCGGGCCUGCUGCCGCUGCUGGCAGCGCUCGCCUGGUUCUCGAGGCCCGCUGCGGCAGAUGAGCAGGAGGAGCGGCAGGGAGCGGGCGGGGCCGCCGCCGAGGGUGCGGCGGACGAGACCGAGGCCGAGAUCAUCCAGCUGCUGAAGAGAGCCAAGUUGAGCAUCAUGAAAGAUGAGCCAGAAGAGGCUGAGCUGAUUUUACAUGACGCUCUUCGUCUUGCCUAUCAGAGUGAUAACAAGAAGGCCAUCACUUACACUUACGAUUUGAUGGCCAACUUAGCAUUUAUACGGGGUCAGCUUGAAAAUGCGGAAAAACUUUUUAAAGCAACAAUGAGUUACCUGCUUGGAGGGGGCAUGCAACAGGAAGACAAUGCAAUAAUUGAAAUCUCUCUAAAGCUGGCCAGUAUCUAUGCUGCUCAGAAUAGACAGGAAUUUGCUCUUGCUGGCUAUGAAUUCUGCAUUUCAACUCUAGAGGAAAAAAUUGAAAGAGAAAAGGAAUUAGCGGAAGACGUUUUGUCAGGUAGGGAAACCUGACUGUUUUCUGGACGUUGCUUUUUGCCUCGGAGCUUUAACGCUGUAAUAGAGGGACGCGAACGUGCAUCGGG